This is a messenger RNA of Cylicostephanus goldi, 147 nucleotides long. The record is from the annotation of a GenBank genome assembly. NCBI's taxonomy places the organism in Eukaryota, Metazoa, Nematoda, Chromadorea, Rhabditida, Strongylidae.
GUUAGUGGUGGAGACGGAAAUAUCGACGGGACCAUGCUGUAUCCGUUGAAUUUCAACUCUAUUCGACGUGUUCUGGAGGAUCCAUCGGUGCUAGAUGGCAAACGAACAGAGGUGAGUGCUCUUGAACGGAGAUUUAUGGAUGUCUAA